AAAAUUCUUUCUCUUUUGAGGUCACCGCCUUCAAAGAUUACUCCGUCUGCGAGCUGAAAUUCAGUAGCUGUUCUUGACUGAGAUUCUUCGCCUUCUCCUUAAUUUCUCAAGGAGCUUCUCAGCAACCUGAAUCAUAGGAGAAAGUAGAGAUGGACAUUGAAUCUGAUGCAAUAAGCUCGAGGUCAAAAGUUCUUGAGGAGUCUGUUUCAGACGUGAAAAUGGAUUCAAAUGAAUCAUCGAAUAUUGCAGAUGACGAGACAGUCAAAAUUGCCGAAUCAAUUGAGAAACUUGUUAUUGAUGCUGGAGAGUCUUCCAGCCACUUCAAGAAAAAACCUGUUAUCAUCAUUGUUGUCGGAAUGGCAGGAAGUGGAAAGACUACUUUCAUGCAUAGACUUGUUUGUCAUACACAAGUCUCAAACAUUAGGGGUUAUGUGGUGAACCUUGAUCCAGCUGUUAUGACACUUCCUUUUGGUGCUAAUAUCGACAUAAGAGAUACUGUUCGCUAUAAGGAAGUUAUGAAGCAGUACAAUCUUGGCCCUAAUGGAGGGAUCUUGACAUCACUAAACUUAUUCGCUACUAAGUUUAAUGAGGUUGUUUCAAUGAUUGAAAAGAGAGCAGACAAACUAGAUUAUGUUCUUGUGGACACUCCUGGUCAGAUUGAGAUUUUUACAUGGUCUGCUUCUGGAGCUAUAAUAACGGAAGCUUUUGCAUCAACUUUUCCGACUGUAGUGACAUAUGUGGUUGAUACACCUCGGUCUGCAAAUCCUCAAACUUUUAUGAGCAAUAUGCUUUAUGCCUGCAGCAUACUUUACAAAACAAGACUACCUCUUGUACUUGCUUUCAAUAAGAUUGAUGUGGCCCAACAUCAAUUUGCAUUGGAGUGGAUGGAAGAUUUUGAAGUGUUUCAAGCAGCAUUGGAUUCAGAUCACUCUUAUACAUCGACUCUGAGUAGAAGCCUUUCUCUUGCCCUGGAAGAGUUCUACAAGAAUCUGAAGGCAGUUGGAGUGUCUGCAGUUACCGGUGCUGGAAUCGAUUCUUUCUUCAAGGCUAUUGAAUCGAGUGCAGAGGAAUACAUGGAAACAUACAAGUCUGACUUGGACAAAAGGAGGACUGAUAAGUUAGAGUUGGAGGAAAAACGGAAGAAAGAGAACAUGGCGAAGCUGAGGAAGGAUAUGGAGAAGUCUAGGGGAGAGACUGUUGUUCUUAGCACUGGGCUAAAGGAUAAGGAGGUUGUGAUGGAAGACGGAGAAGAGGAGGAAGAAGAAGCUGAAGAUUAUCUGCCGUGUAGUGACGAUGAUGAAGAUAUCCAUCAUGAUUAUGGUGAUAAUGAAUCUAUCGAUCUAUCUCCAUUUGAGUGAUCUUUUAGUUUUUUUCUAUCUGAAACAAAACUUGUAUUUUUGGUAUUUUGUAUAGAGAGAUUCAUUGUGAUAUCAAUUUGAAGCUCUUAUGCCUUAUUAGUACCCCCAAAUGAUAUUUUUAUAUUGAAGUGGUUUUUGGCAUUAA
This is a messenger RNA of Impatiens glandulifera, 1503 nucleotides long. RefSeq names its product GPN-loop GTPase QQT2. The transcript is spliced from 7 exons. Gene Ontology annotation, molecular function: GTPase activity. The coding region runs from base 150 to 1358 and encodes 402 amino acids. The record is from RefSeq and is a predicted model, not a curated record. Lineage: Eukaryota; Viridiplantae; Streptophyta; Magnoliopsida; Ericales; Balsaminaceae.